Molecule: messenger RNA, 5045 nt
Organism: Callorhinchus milii (elephant shark)
Lineage: Eukaryota; Metazoa; Chordata; Chondrichthyes; Chimaeriformes; Callorhinchidae
Gene: psd3l
Product: pleckstrin and Sec7 domain containing 3, like
Exons: 17
Coding region: 34-3150 (1038 amino acids)
Biological process (GO): regulation of ARF protein signal transduction
Molecular function (GO): guanyl-nucleotide exchange factor activity
Source: RefSeq, a predicted model, not a curated record
CACUCACAACGCUAUCUGCAUAGGAAAGUGCGGAUGGACCAGGACAAUGAUGGGACUGAGAAGUUUGUUUGGGUCAACAAGGCAUCACCACACGCACAGAGUGUCGCCAAGGCCAAAUACGAGUUCCUAUUCGGUACCCCUGUGGAAGAGGAGUUGUUAGAAAGCGAUUGCCUCCAAUCUACAGAGGAGGAGAACCGUAUAGCAAACGGACCCUUUGCCGAGCUUGAAAACGUGGUUGAUGGGGUCCAAGAGGAGAACUCGUUCCAGUUGGUGGCUGCAGUGCAAAGGUUGGAGAUCACUGCAGGGGAGGCUGUAACUGAGUUGUCGCCAAAGGAAACGCAAUGCAAGUGGAAAUGCAGUAGCACGUCUCAGGCCACAUCAGCAAUUGUGGACAAUAAGGAAAGUAUGGUAUUUUUGACAGAGACUGACACGAGACAGUCAAUGAGUGACUUAGAAGGCUCCUCAGAGGAAGAAAGUAAAACAGUUCCACGCGUGACCAAUUCAGGUCUACAAACUUAUGCUGAAAUAUUUGUCAAUACAACAGUCAAUGAAACGGCCAACAUGUUCUCAGCUCUAAAGAGCCACCAGGCUGAGACUUUGUCGCCGGACAAAGAAACGACUCCUAACGAAACCGCCACACCUCUGGAGAAUAACCUCCUAAAGGUAACAGCAAACAGAGUGGGAGGGGAGCAGCUAGCCGCCGGCGACAAAGAGAUAGUCGAGAGUGUCCGUCAGUCACCGGAGUUGGUGACUAAAUUCGUAGCAGUCGUGGUUGCGGAAGAAGGCUGUUGCCAGAUGCUGCUGGAGUCUCCUCAGAACGACAGCCACGUGGAUGGAGCAAAAAAGGUACUACCAGAGGAUGCUCGGACAGAUGACCAUGUGGAGCAUGUGAAGGAAGGCUGGAAAGGGAGGGAAGGUGGAAUUUCUUUGUCCGAGGCGCUGGUUAAAGACAAUGAAAUGUCAUCUUUCCCAGUGCCUCGACUCAGGGAAAUGGUGGAGCAGAAUCCAGAGGUAAACACCGUGAGCAAGAGAGACACUGGGCUCGAACUGCAUCUCAAGGCUGAGGAGGAUGCAAAGGCAAACGGUGAAGGCGCGAAGGUGCCUCUAAGUAACGUUUCGUCAGAAAACAGGAGUACUGACGAGGACGUGUUUGUGAGUGCAAGAGAAAGCGAACAGAGUAUGGAGGGUGGACCAUCCACAGGAGGAAAAGCAAAUGCCCUGAUGUCGGAGGCUAGAAAUGACCCGGAGAUUGAGGUGACGGACAUCUUCAGCUCUCAGUUUGAGACUAUUAUGGAAUCGCAGUUUCUGAAGGCCACGUGGUACAACAGCUUGGACUCCCUGGACAUGAUCUCCACGGACGAGAGUGAGAGUAGCUUCAGCUUUGAGAUGCCCCUCACCCCUCUGAUCCAGCAGCGCAUCAAAGAGAGCAGCCAGUUCCUGGAGCGCGGCGGGAUCCUGGAGGGCAGCGCCAGUGAAGUGCUGGAAACGAGUGGCUAUUUGGAGAGGAGAGCAGAGGGCACUGUGAGCAGCAGCAAGUCGGACAGUGUGUUCCUCAAGUCUCCUGUAGCUGUGCUGAACGAUUCGCCCGAGGACCUGGCGAGCCCCCGGGACCAGGCCAGAGGGAGCUCGGACUCGAGCGAUGGUGGCCUGAGGGACGUGUUUCCGAGAGUUGAGUUUGAAAUGGGCAGCACAGAGCAGCUGGAGCAGCACAGCAGCGAAGCGGUCAGCAAUGGACACAAGAGUGACCUGGAGGCAGCUCGGAGGCUGGCCAAGCGGCUGUACAAUCUCGAGGGAUUCAAGAGGUCGGAUGUUGCUCGGCACUUGGGAAAGAAUAAUGAAUUCAGCAGGCUGGUGGCUGAAGAAUACCUCAGAUACUUUGACUUCACAGGAAUGACCUUGGACCAGUCCCUUAGAAAUUUCCUGAAAGCAUUUGCACUAAUGGGAGAGACUCAGGAGCGAGAACGGGUUUUAAUCCACUUCUCCAACAGAUACUAUCAGUGUAACCAGGGCAUGAUUCCUUCUCAAGAUGGGAUCCAUUGCCUCACUUGUGCACUAAUGUUGUUGAACACAGACCUUCAUGGCCAUGCAAAUAUUGGAAAGAAGAUGUCUUGCCAAGAUUUCAUUACUAAUUUAGAUGGCUUGAACGAAGGGAAAGAUUUCCCCAAAGAGCUAUUGAAGCCGCUGUACAACUCGAUCAAAAAUGAAAAGCUGGAAUGGGCAAUAAAUGAAGAAGAGUUGAGAAAGUCUCUCUCCGAACUGGCAAAUGAUAAAACGGAUAGUGCAGGAUCCAGGACCAGCAAUCGGAUUGGCUCCAGCAGCAACCCUUUCCUGGACAUUCCCCGGGAUCCCAAUGCUAAAACAUACAAAACAGGGUUCCUCUCUCGAAAAAUCCACGCAGACAUGGAUGGGAAGAAAACUCCCAAGGGCAGAAGAGGUUGGAAAACAUUUUAUGCUGUGCUCAAAGGCAUGAUUCUUUAUCUGCAAAAGGAUGAAUACAAGCCGGAAAAACACCUGUCAGAAGAGGAUUUAAAAAAUGCUAUCAGUAUUCACCACGCUCUGGCCAUAAAAGCCACGGAUUAUGAGAAGAGACCCAAUGUUCUGAAGUUGAAAACAGCAGACUGGAGAGUGUUUCUUUUCCAAGCACAAAACCCUGAAGAAAUGGAGUCCUGGAUAAAUAAAAUUAAUUUGGUCGCCACUGUGUUUUCGGCCCCACCGUUUCCAGCCGCAAUUGGCUCCCAGAAGAGGUUCAGCCGUCCACUAUUACCAGCGACCACCACCAAGAUGACCCAGGAAGACCAGUUGAAAUCACAUGAGGCCAAGCUGAAACAGAUUUCCACUGAACUGACUGAGCAUCGUUCCUACCCGCCCGACAAGAAGGUCAAAGCCAAGGAGAUUGAUGAGUACAGACUGAAGGAGCACUAUCUGGAGUUUGAGAAAACCCGGUAUGAGACCUAUUACAAGAUGCUGGAGGAAUCUGGCGAGAAUCCUCUCCAGGGGAUAGAGAGCGAUGGCAACGGCAUGAGGAAGUCACAUUCCAGCCCCUCGCUCAACCAGGAGUCGGUGCCCGUGAACACUAAAAUCAAACGUAACAUCUCGGAGAGGAAAGACUACAGACCGGAAUCGGCCAACAACAGCAAGCAGAAGACUUAGCUCCUCAGCAGGAAGAAUCAGCCUAGCUCCCUCACACAACACAGCCAAGUGACGCAAUCUGUGACUUGAUUUUUUUUUUGGUGUAGAAUAUUAUUUAGAUGUCAACUGUCGGUAAUUGUACUUGUGAGAACACGACUGAGAGUUCUUUUUAAUUUGCAGACACUCCUGUAGCUUUUUUUAUUAUUUUGGAUUUUGUUUUUCAAUGCAACCGUUUUGUAGAUCUAAUUUUUUUUUAUUUUGAAUAUUGCCUUAAAGAGACAGACUCCUAUAUUUGUUGGCCUGCCUAGUCCGACAUGAUGAAGCGUCAGGUUUACACAAGGUACCCACUUUUAAGAGGCACGAGCCUUUCAAAAGGACGCAUGUUAGCUCUUAUUAUAUGAAGCAAAAUCGUCAGUGGAUGCCUUUCUGUGUUUUAAGUGGUUGUGUACGAAAUAGUUAAGUGACAUAGCUGCUGAACUUUUAAUUGUUUAAAUUAUUUCAAACCCAACAUUCACAAAGAGAGGCGAGUUGAGUCGAGUAAUGUAAAUGUUUUAUGUGGAUGAGAUUUUUAAAAAUAAAUAAAUAAAUACAAGUACUUGGUCCUUCGUAUAGUACAGCUUUCUUGAGGCCAACAAAAUAUUGUUGUUAAGAGUUUACUGCUCAAGUUCUCUCUCUCUUUUGUUGUGCCUGAAGUCAGACCCAUCACCAAAUUUCUCUCUCCUCCACUUGCUGACUGACAGUAGUUCUGGCUGGAAUCUCUGAAUGGUACGUUGCAUUUCAGUGUUUUCCACGAGUUAUUGCAUCUAUAAGUGACCUCCAAUUGAAGGUGCCUCUGUUUGUUGUGAAUUUACACCCCUCCCCCUCGGCCAGCCAGUAUUUUAUCAGUAGUGAUAGCUUAUAGUUAGCAUUUGGCUCUCCUUCCUCCUCCUGAAGUGUGUAGCUGCUACUGAGCCAUACCUGUCGUCUGUACAGCAAUGAAAGGAAAAUAUUGAAACUUUUUUUUGAAUGAUCAUGUGGCUCCAUUUUAAGCUUACUGUAAAUGCCAAACAACCUUGUUACCUGUAUAUGAUGUUUCCUUUUACAAGAUUAUAACAAAUAUAUAGAAGAUACCAUUUGGGAUCUUGGAUUGUACCUGUAAAGUUUAGUAUUUAUAGUGCACUUUAAGAAAAAAUACACACAGCUUGACCACCUGUUUUUUUUAAAUAUUACUUGUAAGACUGUUGUGUGUUUGUCUGUCUUCCAUUUUUUUAAAAAUAUAAGACACUUAUGCUUGAGGCAAGUUGUGUCAUUUGUAACAAGAGUUAAAGACACAGUGUUGGAGGAGCGUUACACCUGAUGCAAUAGAAAUUUUGUUUUGGCUUUGUUUUUCCUCAAGGAAAACAAGGGUUUGGAUUGUACUCCAGGAUCACUGCUGCUAUUUAGUUAUAUGUUGCAGCGAGGCUGUGACACUUGCCAUUGCCAGUCAAGUAGGGGCCUGAACCCGAAUCGAGAGCACAGUAUAGGUACACAAAACCCUCAUCUCUCCCCCCGAGAUAGCAAUCCCACCGCUCUCGAUCUGCAGAAAGUCUGGGAUGCCAUCUGCAUUUGUCGACAAUAAAAGACUGUAAUAAAGUUUAUAGUGAAAAGUGCUAUCUGCUAAGUAGUGCAUUCUUCAGGUGCAUAUAGGUGAUUCUCUCUCUCUCUCUCUCCCCCGUGCCAGAUUGUAAUCCUUUUUUGUGUUAUUACGAUAUUUAUUGGCUUUCCUUGUUGCAUCUCCACCCAGUUCAAUAGGCCAGUGUGGAUUCUUUUCUGUGUGUGAUAGAUUUGCUGUACAUGAGCGUGCAGUGAAGUCAGCUCCUGCUGUACAUGUCCCCAUUCUGCAUGCUGCCCUCGUCGCUAAAGGUAAAAGCUCACAUCAAUAAAUUUAAUGGAUGGUG